Molecule: messenger RNA, 2429 nt
Organism: Oncorhynchus keta (chum salmon)
Lineage: Eukaryota; Metazoa; Chordata; Actinopteri; Salmoniformes; Salmonidae
Exons: 8
Coding region: 194-1420 (408 amino acids)
Biological process (GO): T cell activation; interleukin-15-mediated signaling pathway; positive regulation of ERK1 and ERK2 cascade
Cellular component (GO): membrane raft; external side of plasma membrane
Molecular function (GO): MHC class II protein binding; protein tyrosine kinase binding
Source: RefSeq, a predicted model, not a curated record
AUUUUUUUCGCCUCAUACAGUCUUGUGUUUGUAGGCUAGGUUAUAAAACAUAAGAUUUCAAAUAGAACUGAAUGGAAAGGGGAAGAGUGAAAAAAGCAGGCCUACUUGGUUGAAAAAUACCAGGACAUGAUGGCUGGUAUUUCUAGAAGUUGGUGAAAAAAGAGAAGAUGAGUGAGAACUUGUAAUUUCCUGAAUGACAACACAUACUGUCAAAAGAGAAUCACAAGACGGAGAGAUGUGUCUGUACAUAAAACUGUGUCUCUGCAUGCUUUUACAGACUAGACUUGGACUCCAGUCAUCUGACCGUAGGCCCACAAGAAUCUUUGCUUCAAUUGGAGACAGUGUGCGUUUACCAUGUGGUACAUCCUACAUCAAUUCCUGCUCCUCUGUUACCUGGAGUAUAGUGAAAGAUGGGUUUCCUAACCAAUUAGAACUAUCAGGCAAGGUGAAAGCGGAUGGUCCAAACUCAGGAAGAGCCAGUCGACUGAAAGUGGGACAUGACUGCUCUCUACAUAUUCAAACUCUUGAAAUAGACGAUGGAAGAGUUUACACCUGUGGAGAUGGGGCUACUAGUUCAAGUGUUUCUCUUCAGCUUCUCAACAUUACUCUGGCAACAGACACCAAUACAGCACCAGAGAUGGAUAUCAAGCUCCAAUGUUACCUGAAUAUAUUCUCAGGCCUUGUCCCACAAUGCAACGAUAGUGAAAUAAAGCUGAAUUGGCUGAAUGAGGCCAAUACAGUGCUACAGGGAGAGAGAUUUCAAACCGAACGUUCAUCUGCUUGCCUCUCUACGCUGACCAUCCGAGGUGUAAGGAAGACAGACCAUCACAGGAAGUGGCGGUGUCAACUGAUUGAAGGAGAGGUUGUGAAGACGUCCCUCAGCUAUACCACAGAAAUUACAGGAGGUAUAGAGGAAGUGUUUGUCGCAGUGGGUGAGUCAGUAUCACUUCCCUGUGCCACCCACUCCUCUCUCGAGGUGGGCAGCAGAUUCCAGUGGACUCUGGGUCAAAGGUCACUGUCCAGUCUGUCUCGGUCAGGCGAUGUCUCAGCUGGAACUCAGGGUCACCUUCCUGCAUCUCACAUCAGCCAAGACGGGUCUUUGGUCAUCAGCAAUGUGAAAACACUGCAUUCUGGGCUCUACAACUGCUCGCAACAGAACAGAAUCCUACUACACACUCUGGAUGUAUCUGCAGAGUAUGCUACCACAGACGGAAACAAUCUCACCCUGACCUGCUCACUCACCUGUGUGGAAGAUUGUGGAGACUUCAAUUUAUCCUGGAUUCACAGUGGCCAGGAUGGGUUGCAGAGUGGCCCUAUAGGACAUAACAACACCCUCAUCUCCAAACUCUUCCUCCCUGACCGCCAGGGCACAGAGAAGAUAGCCUGCGCCGUGCUCAGAGAGGGGUUGAAAUGGCUGUAAAGGAGUGGACCAUCCAGAGAGGUCGUGUUCUACCUGCAGUGGGAUGGUCAGUCCUUCUGCUACUGCUGCUCUGUGCUGUUGGAGGGGGCGUGUAUUGGAAGAGGCAGGGCAAGGGAAGUGCCGCUCAAGGAGAAGAACAGCAGACACCUGUUGGAAUGACUCAUCUCUAUGACGAGAUUCAAGAUCAACCAAUUCAACCUUCCGGAGUAACCAACAACAGUUUCUAUGAUCUUCUGCAGGCUGGGAACUGAGUGUAAUGUCAUGUCCUCUAUCUUUAGGCUAUUAGUUGAGUUUUAAAUCUAAUUAGACUACUUUGUACUUUGCAUUGUUUUGUGGUUUGGAACAUUAUAAGUGUCACCAUGACAUCAAGUCUAUGCAGGUUGUUUUUUAUGAUGGAAAUAAAUUCAUAAAAAGAAAAUAACCUCUAUAGAAUAUCACCAGUUACCACAGUUAAAAACCCCGACAUAAGUUGGUUACAGGAACACAUUCAGUAUGACUCCUCAGUGUGGGGGGUUGAUGGCUAAGUCAACCCACCUCCUGUCUUGAACAUCACUCUGCUGACUUUCACAUCCCACAUGAAACCUGGUAGCUUCUCUUCAGCAGUGUAAAACUGUAGAUGUAUGGGACUGAGACAAGACACAUAAUACAUGAGAGUGAACAGAUAAGUGUGUUUAUUUAAUACAGGAUGGCAGUGCGUGAGCAUUAGCAAUACAAGUAAAAACCCCAGAACAGCAUGUCUCUCUGUCUGGAACAGCUCCCAACUACACAUCAUUUGGUGUAGAAAAGCGUCAGCAAAAGUUGUUCCACCAUGGGGUCACAAAUAAAGGAAUAUGUCCAAUCAAAUCAAGCUAAAUACAAUUGGUCACCUCAUCCAUUUGAUUAUUUCACAACUAAGAUUGUUAUUGUGUAAUACUAUGUAGGCUAUACCAGGGGUUGAACGAUAAGAUUGUUAUUGUGUAAUACUAUGUAGACUAUACCAGGGGUUGAACGAUAAGAUUGUUAUUGUGUA